AUGAGCGACGACAACAACAGCAACAGAAGUGCUCGCGGUGAUGAGCAGCUUGGAGGGCAGGCGGACAACAGCAGGCGGCCCAAGUCUGGCGCAGUGAGCAUGGACGCCAUUACAUCCCUCACUGUGCGUGAGCAGGUGGAUGCAUUGGCGCAGGCACUUCUGCGAGAGUUUAUGCACCGCCGCGGUUACACAAAAACACUGCAGAAAUUUGAUUGUGAGUGCCCACGCGAUGAACGGACGAUUGCCUCACGACAAUUGAUGCGGCAGCUGCUGGAGAUCCCCUCGCAUGCGUUUCCCUCACGAUUGAGUGGGGAGGGCGGCACACACAAUACGGCCGUGAUCAUCGCCUCAGGUGAAGGGGAGGCAAAUAACGAAGAGAAGAAGAGCAAGAAGAAAAAAAAGAAGGUGGCACCAACGUACAUGGAAGAGUUAUGCUCCUACCGUCUACAGAAGCGGGAGGUGAAGCAACGGCGGCAACACGAAGAGGAGAAAAAGGGAGAAACAGGAGAAGGAGCGGAGACAACGACUAUAAUAGACCCCAGUGAUGCAGAGAUGGAGGAGUGGCGGGCGGCGGCGGUAGAAAAGGAGCGCCGCAUUGCGGAGGCACGCGAGCGUCAUGAGCAGCUGCUUCGCGAGCGACGUGAGCGAAAGCAGCAAAAAAGGGAGAAGCGAAAAAAGAAGCAGGAAAAGAAGGAAAAGAAACAAAGGGAAGGUGAGGGAAGUCGUCAUCACAUCCAUGAGGAGGAUGAGGGUGACGGUGGCGAUGCGACGGUAAAUUCUCAUAAUUCCGUGCCACACCGUUAUGGGAAGCGCCGCUCACGCCUGGAUGAUGUCAGCGACAGCGACGACGACGUACUGCAGCGUCCCAUGAGUGGAAAGGCUGUCGCAGUUCCGCACAAGAGCCAUAGAAACGGUAGUGGGGACAGUGUUGAUGAAGGCGUUGACGGUGCUGGCGCACGCGGCGGUCUUGCGGAGCCGGAGUUUCUCCUUGGCCGGAUGGAUAAGCGGAGGGAGCAGCGUCCAACAGGGCAUACGGUUGGCUCCCACUGGACACCGUGCGGCGGCAACGUGACGGAAGUGCUGGGGCCGGGCCGCGCUGCACUGUUUGGCCCCGAUACUCCCAUGCCGUCACCGUCCGUGACGGAUUCCCUCAGCCCUAGUGUGAACUCCGAGAGACCGCCCGCUUUCUUCCUGGGCGAAGGGAUGUCGAUCAUGUCGGAGCGGAUGCAGGCGGCAAAGCGACUGAGCGCAUUGGAGGACUGCCGUCUGCCGCUGUCAUCGCCGCCACCGCCAGCACCGUCCACGUCGCCGUUGAGGAAACCCGCAUCCACAAUUUGGGGGAGCGGCGGCGGCGGCGGUGGUGGUGGUGGGAGCCGCACUAUGCGGGGGGGUGCCGGUUUCACCUCGUCUCCGGCGUCGAAUGUGUGGUCGAGGUCCUCGUCGCGUGAGGGCAGCCCCGGGUCGGCCAUGCCUACUUUCCACUACACCACGGCAGGGCAGCACAUGAUGAGCCUCAGCUCCAGCGGCCGCGCGCACAGCCCUCCGCUUUCGUUGGAUGGCUCGGUGUCCGUCACGAUGCCACCGCCACCGCCAACGAGUGGCAUUUUGAAGACAUCGUCGUUGUAUUCGUCGGGGAAUCGCGGGUUUGACGGGAAGGCCCAGCCCGCAAGCAGCGCCAUGCGGAAAGACGACACGAACACCACCGAUAAGAAUGGUGACGGAGCAAGUGGGGAGAAAAAAGGCAGUGAACGCGAACAAUCGUCAGGACGGAAGAACCGCAAGGUAACCAUCCUAGUGGAUUGA
This is a messenger RNA of Trypanosoma cruzi, 1803 nucleotides long. RefSeq lists its product as uncharacterized. The record is from RefSeq and is a predicted model, not a curated record. Lineage: Eukaryota; Euglenozoa; Kinetoplastea; Trypanosomatida; Trypanosomatidae. The transcript has a single exon. The coding region runs from base 1 to 1803 and encodes 600 amino acids.